Molecule: messenger RNA, 4316 nt
Organism: Rhinolophus ferrumequinum (greater horseshoe bat)
Lineage: Eukaryota; Metazoa; Chordata; Mammalia; Chiroptera; Rhinolophidae
Product: zinc finger protein 19-like
Exons: 8
Coding region: 514-3003 (829 amino acids)
Biological process (GO): regulation of DNA-templated transcription
Cellular component (GO): nucleus
Source: RefSeq, a predicted model, not a curated record
UAAAGUGCUGGACUCGGAAGCUGGCACAUUGCAAGCGUUCAGUGAAUGUCAGCUGUUAUUAGCAGCUAAUACAGGUUUGUAGGUUUAAAGAAAAGUCAUUGACUGGGCUGGGCUCACUGUUGGUUCUGUUUGCUUCUUCCUUCAGCCCCUGUUCUUCGCUGAGAGGAAGUCCAGGUGAUGGCAGCCAUAACCCCGAAAGCCUGGUACCAGGAUACCUGGUUUAUAGACUUUCCCUGAUCUCACUUCUGGAGGAAGGGGAUUUGCCUUGGAGCCUGGAGGCACAGGAUGACGCACCUGCAGAGAGCACCACAGUCUUGUCUAAAGAUCUCUGAGGAUCCCAGGUUAGAAAGCACCGCGCGGGGAGCAAAGACUACAACCACCGAGCCGUGCGCUCAGGUAUCCUAGAGAGGAAGCACGUGAGGCCGGGCGACGGGCCUCUGUGACGUCCAUCCGGUCACGCGCGUUGUGCGCUUUUCGUGAGCCACUGCCCUUCACUGAGAGGAAUCCCAGGUGAUGGCAACCAUGCCCCUGAAAGCCUGGCACCAGGAGAUGGUGACCUUCGAAGAUGUGGCUGUGUAUUUAACCCAGGCAGAAUGGGCUAUCCUUUCUUCCACACAGAGGGCCCUUUACAGAAGUGUGAUGCUGGAGAAUUACGGGAACUUGACAUCACUGGGAUACCCAGUUCCCAGACCUGCCCUGAUCUCACUUCUGGAAAGAGGGGAUUUGCCUUGGGGCCUGGAGGCACAGGAUGACCCACCUGCAGAGAGGACCACACUCAUCUAUAAAGAUACUGAGGCCAACACUGACAAUGGGUCCACAUCAACACAGGGAGUUUCUGAAAACAGAGAUGUGAUGUCACAUGGUCUGCAGAAGAGUGUUCUUCAGAGAACCAGCUUCCUAGAAACAUAUAAACUGAAGAAGCACCAGGAAAUUUCCACAGUGAAAAAUGUUAGAGGAAAGGUUCCAGGAAUCCUCUGUGAUAGGAAACCCUUCAGAUGUGAAGAGUGUGGGAAAUGCUUCAGCUAUUUUUCUUGCUAUGUUAUACAUGAAAGAAUUCACACUGGGGACAAACCCUUUGAGUGUAAUGAGUGUGGAAAAGCUUUUACUAGUAAUUCCUCAUUAAUUUGGCAUCAGAGGAUCCACAAUGGAGAGAAACCCUAUCAGUGUGAGGAGUGUGGGAGAGCAUUCAGUGAUAAUACAAACCUGAUCAGGCAUCAGAGAAUCCACAGUGGGGACAGAUCCUAUCACUGCAAGGACUGUGGACAUGAUUUCACCAGUAGUUCUGAGUUUGUUAUGCAUCAGAGAAUCCACACAGCAGAGAAGCCUUACAAGUGUAAUGAGUGUGGAAAAGCUUUUGCUGUUAAGUCAACAUUACGUCAGCAUCAGAGGAUCCACAGUGGAGAGAAAUCCUAUUCAUGUGCGGAGUGCGGGAAAUCCUUUACUGCCAAUUUCUCAUUAAUUCGACAUCAGAGGAUCCACAAUGGAGAGAAACCGCAUCAGUGCGAGGAGUGUGGGAGAGCCUUCAGUGAUAAUGCACAUCUGAUCAGGCAUCAGAGGAUCCACAGUGGGGACAGACCCUAUCACUGUGAGGAGUGUGGAAAUGGCUUCACCAGUAGUUCUGAUUUGGUUAAACAUCAGAGAAUCCACACUGGGGAGAGACCUUACAAGUGUAAUGAGUGUGGAAAAGCUUUUGCUAUUAAAUCAACAUUACGUCAGCAUCAGAGGAUCCACAAUGGAGAGAAACCCUAUCAGUGUGAGGUGUGUGGGAGAGCCUUCAGUGAUAAUGCAAAUCUGAUCAGGCAUCAGAGGAUCCACAAGGGAGAGAAACCCCAUCAGUGUGAGGUGUGUGGGAGAGCCUUCAGGGAUAAUGCAUAUCUGAUCAGGCAUCAGAGGAUCCACAAUGGAGAGAAACCCCAUCAGUGUGAGGAAUGUGGGAGAGCCUUCAGUGAUAAUGCAUACCUGAUCAGGCAUCAGAGGAUCCACAAUGGAGAGAAACCCCAUCAGUGUGAGGUGUGUGGGAGAGCAUUCAGUGAUCAUGCAAAUCUGAUCAGGCAUCAGAGAAUCCACAGUGGGGACAGACCCUAUCACUGCGAGGAGUGUGGGAAUGGCUUCACCAGUAGUUCUGAUUUGGUUAAACAUCAGAGAAUCCACACAGGGGAGAAACCUUACAAAUGUAAUGAGUGUGGAAAAGCUUUUGCUGUUAAGUCAACAUUACGUCAGCAUCAGAGGAUCCACAAUGGAGAGAAACCCUAUCAGUGUGUGGAGUGUGGAAGAGCCUUCAGUGAUCAUGCAAAUCUGAUCAGGCAUCAGAGGAUCCACAGUGGGGACAGACCCUAUCACUGCAAGGAGUGUGGAAAUGGCUUCACCAGUAGUUCUGAUUUGGUUAAACAUCAGAGAACCCACACUGGGGAGAGACCUUACAAGUGUAAUGAGUGUGGAAAAGCUUUUGCUGUUAAGUCAAAGUUACAUCAGCAUCAGAGGAUCCACAAUGGAGAGAAACCCUAUCAGUGUGAGGUGUGUGGGAGAGCCUUCAGUGAUAAUGCACAUCUGAUGAGACAUCAGAGAAUCCACAAUGGGGACAGACCCUAUCACUGUAAGGAGUGUGGGAAUGGCUUCACCAGUAGUUCUGAUUUGGUUAAACAUCAGAGAAUCCACACAGGGGAGAAACCUUACAAAUGUAAUGAGUGUGGAAAAUCUUUUGCUGUUAAGUCAACAUUACAUCAACAUCAGAGGAUCCACAGUGGAGAGAAACCCCAUCAGUGUGAGGAGUGUGGAAGAGCCUUCAGUGAUCAUGCAAAUCUGAUCAGGCAUCAGAGGAUCCACAGUGGGGACAGACCCUAUCACUGCAAGGAGUGUGGAAGUGGCUUCACUAGUAGUUCUGAUUUGGUUAAACAUCAGAGAAUCCACACUGAGGAGAAACCUUACAGGUGUAAUGAGUGUGGAAAAGCUUUUGCUGUUAAGUCAACAUUACAUCAGCAUCAGAGGAUCCACACUAGGGAGUAACCUUACAAAUGUAGUGAGUGUGGAAAAACUUUUGCUGUUAAGUCAGCAUUACAUCAGCAUCAGAGGAUCACAAUGGAGAAAAACCCUAUUAGUGUGAGGUGUGUGGGAGAGCCUUCAAUUAGAAUGCAUAUCUGAUCAAGCAUCAGAGAAUCCAUAGUGGGGACAGACCUUAUCACUGCAAGGAGUGUGGAAAUGGCUUCAUCAGUAGUUACGAGUUGGAUACAUCAGAGAAUCCAUCUUAGGGAGAAACAAGUGUAAUAAGUGUGGAAAAGCUUUUGCUGGUAAGUCAACAUUACAUCAGCAUCAGAGGAUCCACAAUGGAGAAAAACACUACGAAUGUAAUGAAUAUAGCAAAAGCUUUAGUAGGACUUGCCAUCUUAGCCAACACCAGUGUAUUCACACUGGGGAAAAGCCUUAUUCUUGUAAUAUACAUGGACAAGCCUUCAAUUUUCAUACAAAACUAACUCAGCACUAGAGUCCACAACAAGAAGAAACGCUUUAUGAAGAUUGUGGGAAAGCUGUUAGUGCUCAGGAACAAUUUAAAAAAGCAUGUAAGGAUCCAUACAUUCAGGAGUCUUUCUGUGUAUGUGAUGAGUGUGGAAAAUUCUUCACUAGCAAAAGACAUCUUCAUCACCAAAGAAUCCAUACUGGAGAGAAAUCCUGUGAGUGUGUCAACUAUGAAAAAACCUUUUGGACUUCUUCCAAGCUAGGUGAUCAUGAGCAUGUCCGCCCUGGAGAAAACUGUGCUGGAUAUUUGUUGUUUUGGCCUCCCAGAAUUUUUCACCCCCUUUUCCUGGUAACACGAGGUCUGACAAUUACAUUUGCGAACUUGGCACCAUGCGCUUACAUUGGCAGCAUUGUACAAACAGCUCGGUUUAAUGACUGUUUAUUCAAGGCUGAGUGGUACCUUGCCAAUUUGCAGAACAACUGGCCUUAAUGAUUCUGUUUUCUCAAGACUGGAGGAAUACCUCAUAAAUCUGUUUAUCGCCCAGGACAUUGCCUUGAAAGAAGUUAUAGCCCUGGAACAUCUGCUUCGUUAACAAGAGAUUCCCUCCUUAGGCAGGGACUGAGAUAACCUUAUCUCUGAAAGAAACCAGACUCUGGAAAGCUCUUUUUUUCUUCCUCAGACCCCAUCACCCAGGAAUUUGCCUCAUCAACCCACCUUUUCCUUUGUUUUUCUCCUUGUGCCUAUAAAACCUGACCGUCUUUACAACGGGGAAGGUAGAUUUUCAGACAGAAGUCCACUGCCUUCCCUGAAUGCUGGCUUUUUGAAUAAACCUGCUUUUCUUUCCACCACCCUUUUCUCUCAAUAA